AUGGAGCUGAACCAGACAUCUCCCUCUCCCACAUCGCCCGUGCUGGAGACUGAUGGAGAUGACCUGUGUGGAAUCGAGGUCACUGAUGUGGCCGUAGACGCUGUCAUGCUGCUUGUCUCCCUCUGUGGGCUGGUGGGGAAUGGGGCCAUCAUCCGACUCCCCAGCUCUCACAUCCGCAGGAACGCCAUCACCGUCUACAUCUCCCUCCUGGCCUUCACCAACUUCAGCUUCCUCAUCAUCACGGCCAUCUCGUCCCUCAUCUACAUAGUGGAGAAUGUCUCCUGCUCCAGUCUUGUGUUCUUGAGUUUCAAGAGGUCAUUUCUUCUUUUAUCGCUGUUCUCCUACAACAUUGGUUUCUACCUCCUGACAGCCAUCAGCAUCGAGGGGUGCGUGUCCAUCCGCUGCCCCAGCACCCGCCGUUCCCUAUGCUUGUCGGCCGUGGUGUGUGCCCUGCUCUUGGCCUUUUCCAUGGCUGUCAUUGCUACAGUGACGUCUCUAUGCCUGUAUCACAAGCAUGAGCACUGCCGCAUGGCUCUCAUCUCCAUGUACGCCCUCAACUUCCUCAUCUUUGCCCCACUCAUGGUCAUUUCCACCACAAUCCUCUUCAUUAAGAUCCAGUGUGGCUCCCAGCAGCGUCAACCCAAGAGGCUCUACAUUGCUAUCUUCUUCACCGUCCUCUUCUUCGUCCUUUUCGCUCUUCCCCUCAGCAUCUGGAAUUUCCUGCAGCAGUUUAACUACAUGGCCGUGCCUUCCCAGGUUGUUUUCCUGCUCGCCUGCAUCAACAGCAGCAUCAACCCCUUCAUCUACUUCUUGGUAGGGAGCUACCGGAGGCGCUGCUCCUUGGUGUCCCUCCAGGUCGCCUUCCGGAGGGUCUUUGAGGUGCCAGAAUACUACAUGGCAUGCAACAACAAUAUUAUGAUGGACGCGCUGGCCCCAGCCUGA
Molecule: messenger RNA, 942 nt
Organism: Tauraco erythrolophus (red-crested turaco)
Lineage: Eukaryota; Metazoa; Chordata; Aves; Musophagiformes; Musophagidae
Source: RefSeq, a predicted model, not a curated record